This is a messenger RNA of Phoenix dactylifera (date palm), 1367 nucleotides long. RefSeq lists its product as uncharacterized. The record is from RefSeq and is a predicted model, not a curated record. Lineage: Eukaryota; Viridiplantae; Streptophyta; Magnoliopsida; Arecales; Arecaceae. Gene Ontology annotation, molecular function: hydrolase activity.
UAAAUUUUAAUAUGUAGAGGAUAUGUCUGCAAAAAAUCAUCGUUUUCAUCCUUUUCGUGCGGUAAGCUCUUCCAAACUUGGCCCGUUGGGCCGUCGUACGACUCGUUAUAGUUUGGUUGGCAUCAUCCGGCCCGCGGCGGAAGCGGGAAACGAGGCUCCAGAGUCCCCAGCGGAAUAUUCUAGAGAAUCGAAGGUACGAGAACGAGAGCGAGCGUGGAACCAGUCCGCUUGUCCAAAAUCCCUUGAGAAACCUGCCCUUACUGCUGAGAGUCACAACCCUCGCCGCGUCUCCGCUCUCCGGCCACCCGUCCCCUCGAUGGCCGCCGCUUCCGACGCCUUCCAGAAGGUACAGAUCCACCGCGAUGACACCACAUUUGAUGCCUAUGUAGUUGGAAAAGAAAAUGCUCCAGGAAUAGUGGUGUUGCAGGAGUGGUGGGGGGUUGAUUUUGAGAUCAAGAACCACGCUUUGCACAUUGCCCAGAUGAAUCCAGGUUUUAGAGCUUUAAUUCCGGAUUUGUAUCGUGGAAAGGUUGGCCUGGAUGUUGCUGAGGCACAACACUUGAUGGAUGGUCUGGACUGGCAGGGUGCUGUGAAGGACAUACGUGCUUCAGUUAACUGGCUUAAGGCGAAUGGUUCGUCCAAGGUUGGUGUAAUUGGAUUUUGUAUGGGGGGUGCUUUGUCCAUUGCAACUGCAGUUCUGGUCCCUGAGGUAGAUGCUGCUGUUGCCUUCUAUGGAGUUCCUUCACCAGAACUUGCUGAUCCCUCCCAGGCAAAGGCUCCUGUGCAGGCUCACUUUGGGGAGCUUGAUAACUUUGUUGGAUUUUCUGAUAUCACUGCAGCAAAAUCCUUAGAGGAAAAGUUGAGGCCCUCGGGAGUUCCAUAUGAGGUCCAUAUAUAUCCUGGCUGUGCUCAUGCCUUUAUGAAUGCUUCGCCUGAUGGCAUCAAGAGGCGGAAAGCAAUGGGAAUGGAUGAUAAGAACCCUGCACCGGUUGAUCUGGCCUGGUCUCGUUUCCGCUCUUGGAUGGGUGCUUACUUGCUGUCUCCUUGAAUUGUGGUUCUAGGACUUGGAUCGACCCAGUAAAGGCUGCUUAAUAAUUAUAACUUUGCGACUAGCAUGGUGUUUGCAGUAUCUCUACGGCUGCUUUGUGAAUUCCAUGUCAUGCGAACUUGGUCGGGCAUCAGCUGUCUGAUAUAUGUCUGUCUGUAAUUACAUGAAUGCCCGUGCUUAGAACUAUAUGGAAUGAAUAGCCAUUUCUAACGCCCCCCCAAAAAAAAAGUACAGCACAUAAGUACUUAAACAUGCAUCUUUUGGAGUGUGAUGCGGCAUUGAAAAUGAUCCUGGUGGUGGUGUUCCUUUCAUGUGAUAA